GAACACAUUUGUAAUAAAAAGUUUGGCACGUUCGGACGUAAAUGUUGCGAUAUUAAAUAGAAUUUUUCUCAUUUGUGCCGGUUUCGCGUGUUGCUAGUUAAAAUAUCUUUGAACUCUAUGUAACGAGUACACAUAAAAAUAAAAAUCCAGAAUUUAUCGCAUAAGGAGUUAAUCGAAAAGGCGUAGUUUUAUUGCAUUACAAUCGUAGCUCGAAGUGUGAUAAGAGCCAUAAGGUGCGUGCCAAAUUUGUAGUGAAAAAAUCGUCAGUGCUUUUAUUGCGAUUUUCCAAUAUUUGCUACCAUUGAAUGUUACGUUAUGCAUACGUCAUACAUGUUGGCACAAGAACAAAAGAGGAAUAUUGUUAUUGAAGAAGACACCAACUAGAUCGAUAUCUGCUGCAAUACUUGUCGUUCCUGGCACUCCACCCUACUGCGAAAUUAUAUCCCGUGCCCUUACCGUCAUUCCAUCCUUACUGAUGAUGUUGGCUGAUGUGUGGUGUAAGCAAUUCUAAAAUUGUGAUUGAGGGUGUGAUGAAAACCUUAUUAUAUUUUGAUAGUGUGAAAGCGUUUUAGCUACUAUGAAGCGCAGCAAUCUUUUGCUCAUCGCCUUGUGAAGCGAAUCGCGAAUCGUGUGGCGAAUGUGGUAUAGUGUUUGCAUUGUGCGUGCACAAGUGAAUUCACUGUGAAUAACAUUCUCGUAGGGUAUCCAGUUAAUGUGGUGCGGUAGUGCUGUAUAUUUCCCUCUGUUUUGAGUUUUGACAUUUAAAAGGUUGACAAAUCCUGUCAUACCUAUCGCAUUCCCUGUUACCUCGAAGAAGUAAUUUACAACUAAAUAUUGUAUAGAGCUAACUGUUACACAGCUAUAAUUACGACCAAAUCGGUGGUUUCUCAUCCACUCAAAAUAACCCGCUCUAAUUCCAGUGACGUAGCGCUUAUCAUUGAAAACAGGAGGUUUUCUCUUGUAAACAACUAGGGGUAAACGGGGCAAAAUGGAUACCCUAUAUCUAAGCAUUAUUUCACAGCAAGGUUCGUAUAGUAUCCAGCGGAACAUCGAAGAAACCCCCUUUGGGGUAGGCAAACCGAAACCGAAUAGCUGAUGAAGAUACCGUAUUGGAAUUGCAGUAUCAAGUAGAUUGGAGAGAUUAUGAUGCAAUAAUGCCUUACAAAUGGGAGCCACGAAAAGAGCAUGUUUUGGUCGAAGCAAUUCAGUCCAGGCUACUACAUCAGUAGACAACAGCCAAGAAACACAGCAACACUUGAGAGUUUCUUCGGGAAACCAACAGCAGUACAGCAAUCGAUUGAGAAGAUUGCGCUCUGUUAGUCAAUCAACUUCUGCAACUAGUUUGAACAAUUUAAACAAUAAUAGCAGUAACAACAACGCAGGGUCUACCUCCUGCAUAUCUGCCGGUAAUAAUACAACGAAUAGUACUGGCAACUCUAUCAUCAGCAAUAUCACCAAUAAUAUUACAAGUACCACCAACAACAAUACUAUUACCUACAACCACAACAAUUGCAGUACGCUGAGACAUCAGCGCCAUCAUCAACAUCAUCUUCACACGAUCCGAUCUAGUACUUCUAGUACAAAUUCAACAGCAGUCAACACGGGGGGUCUAAUAUCAAGAGUAUUUGAUCAUAGCAACAGUAGCGGCAGAAGCGAUAGCUCUUCUCAUUGUACCAACACCACUAGUCCAGCUGCUUCUGUCACCAGCUGUACUACGAUAUCAUUACCUGUCGUCUCUGCAAAUCAUUCUAGUAGUAGUGUACCUGGUUUGGGUAGUAUUGCGACUAGAAUUGGAAGCAAUUCACGACGAGCGUCCCCAAGUGAAAAAAAAAAACAUCUCCAAAAUAAGAACGAUGAUAAAAUGGAUGAAAAAAAGUCACAACAACAGAAACCCCCUGUCAAACAGCAUCAACACCUGCGUGAUACAACCCCAAUUAGUCGGAAAGGCAGAAAUCGCAAAGAUACAGAAGCAGGGGGAGGAAACAGUACUUCGGCCAUCAAUGAAACUUCACCAAAGAAACGUAAUACAGUCAGAUAUCACGGGAUGAUAUCAAAGAUAUCCUCCGUACCUACUGAUAAAGAACAAAAAGAAACUACCGAGUCCAUGGAAGAUUACAAAUCUGUUGGCGAUAUUGAAGAUUAUGAAUUAAGUAGACAAAGCCAGGAAGAUGCAAUUAUCGCAGAACAAGAUAAUGUUGAAGAUCAUCCUUCAUCUUCAUCAAACACAGCACAUCUUGAGCAUAAUGAAGAAAAAACCGUGUCCAAAGACGAUGGGAUACAUUCUGUAGUGAAUGUAAAAGAAACAAGUCGUUCGAAAGCGCUUACUAACGACUCUGGAAUUGAUGGUGAACAACAGUUAUCCAAUCCUCAUUUAGAUGAAAAUGGAAUAGUAGAAGAUGAAGGGGCUUUUGGUAGUAAUCCAUACGACAGGAAUAAUGAAGUUCGCCAGAAAGAUACAAGUAAUGUUAAAUUACUGGAAGAUGGCUCACGUGGAUCGGACAGUUCACAAAGUCGAACUAUUCUUCGCUUUGUACGUAAAAGCCUGGAAAAUACGGCUAUGUCAGUUAUAUAUUCGAAAAACUUCAUCGAAAAUGAAACGAUUGAGACAGAAUACCCCCGCAAUCUGGACGAUAAUAUUGAAAUAUUGAGCAGAGAAGCAGAAAACUUAGCUUUGCAAUUUAAGCCUUCUGAAGAAAAGCUAGUGCAAUAUGGUCCAAUAUUUGAUCUUGAAAAGUUUGAGGAACAACGCAAGCAACAAAAAAAGGAAGAUGAUGAAGAUGAAGCGAUUGGCAUUUCUCCCUGUGGGCGUUUUCUGAAAUAUGAUAAGGAGGUCGGAAGGGGAUCAUUCAAAACCGUGUAUCGUGGGUUGGAUACCCAAACUGGUGUUGCCGUUGCAUGGUGUGAAUUACUGGAAAAGAAAGUAAAUCGGGUUGAGCGGGCCCGAUUUCGGGAAGAAGCGGAAAUGUUAAAAAAAUUACAACAUCCAAACAUUGUAAGAUUUUAUAAUUACUGGGAAGCAACACCAACGGUUGGAAACAAGAAGAAAAAUAUAGUUCUCAUUACUGAGCUUAUGCUUUCCGGCACAUUGAAAUCAUACUUGCGACGUUUUAAAAAAAUCAAUCCAAAAGUACUGAAGUCCUGGUGUCGGCAAAUUCUAAAAGGGUUGCAUUUCUUGCAUUCACGCACACCGCCUAUCAUCCAUCGUGAUUUGAAAUGUGAUAAUAUAUUUAUAACUGGUACGACAGGGAGCGUUAAGAUAGGAGACCUAGGAUUAGCCACACUGAAAAACCGUAGCUUUGCAAAGUCGGUUAUUGGUACACCGGAGUUCAUGGCACCCGAAAUGUAUGAGGAACAUUAUGACGAAGCAGUUGAUGUGUACGCUUUUGGUAUGUGCAUGUUGGAAAUGGCUACCUCAGAGUAUCCGUACAAUGAAUGCAAUACACCAGCACAGAUUUACAAAAAAGUGACUUCUGGUGUAAAACCGCAAAGCCUAGAAAAGGUGGAAAACCCAGAGGUACGUGAGAUCAUCGAAAGAUGUAUACACGAUAAAAAAGAAGGACGACCAACGUGCAAGGAGCUUUUAAACUGUGAAUUUUUUUGCGAAGAUAUUGGUAUUCGGUUGGAACCAAUGUCAAAAGAUAUGUUCCUAACAAAUCCUGAAAUCGUCCGUAUGGAAUUUCGGCUGCGUAUCAUGGAUCCUAAAAAGCGUGUUAACAAACACAAAGAGAAUGAAGCCAUUCAGUUUGAUUUCGACAUUCGAGUAGAUGAUGCUGAAGAAAUUGCUAACGAAAUGUAUAGAUCAGGUAUACUAUUGGAGGAUGACUCUAAAACAGUAGCAAAAAUUCUCAAAGUUCAAAUUCAAACAUUAUUAAAAGAACGGGAAGAAAGAGUUAGGCAACAACAGAUAGAACAAGAAAAAGACACUCUCCAAAAGCAAGCACUCAUUGCACAACAACUUUACCAACAGCAGCAAUUACAACAGCAGCUGGAAAAUGACUUGCAAGUGACUGAACUGCAAGUUCCACAGAUGACGCAACAAGGAGCUAUACAACAAUCGCAGCAGCAACUGCCACAGGGAUAUUAUCAACCUUCUUCGCUUCCAACAUCACAAGCACAACAAAUAAUAUACCAACAACAGAUUUCCGUGGGAAAUGAGCAAUUACAGCAAAACUUUCAGCAACAUGCAGUUAGUAGUCAAUUUGUUUUAGGACAACUACCAUUGCAGCAACCCAUGUCGCAGCUACAGCAGGAACAACAGACACUUAAUCAAAUGGUUCCGAGUCAACCAACUCAAGCUAAUAUAGAUGCAACACAGCAGCCUAAUUAUAUCCCACAGCAAGUAUUUGUCGAUUCCCAGCAACAGCAGCAAUAUGUCCUACAAUUACAACAGCAAGCGUCACAUCAAGGACAAUCCCAAGGGACAAAUCUGCAAUAUAUAAACCAAAUCGGUGCACAACAACAAUUGGUGCAACAAAUUUUACAUCUACAACAACAAAAUUUAGCUAUGAUGCAACAACAGCAGCAACAAGCCGAGUUACAAGAACAAAUAUCUACCCUAGAACAACAGCUCCAAGGUAUCAUACCAAUUCAUAGUCAACCAGCACAAAACAUACAGCAGCAGUCGCACUCACAGCCACAGCAACAAAUUCAACAAUUGCAAGAACAAGAACAAGAACAAGAACAAGAACAAGAACAAGAACAAGAACAAGAACAAGAACAAGAACAAGAACAAGAACAAGAACAAGAGCAGCAAAAAGAAGAAGAAGAGCAACAACAACAACAACUACAGCAACAACAACAGCCAGAAGAGUCACAGUAUCAGCAACAACAGCAAGAACAACAGGAAAAGUCACUGCAUCAACAGUCUCUACAACAACAAACUCAGCUCCAAUCGCAGCAACAAAAACAUGUUAUGUAUAUGCAUCAUCAAACCCAACAGGCUACCAAUAAUCUUUUGCAUGAUCCGGCAAUUGUAUUACAAGCAAAACAAAAUAAAUAUACGCCCGAAAAUUUAUGCGAUAACGAGCAGUCAUUUUUGCAGCAAAAUACUAUUGUCCAACAUCAAACAUCGUCAAUAUUACAUCAUUUAGAUUUACAAUCAGAUGAAACCAACUCACAAAUUACCAACACGAUACCGAUGCAAAAUUCUCAGGCGAUACAACAGUCUUUGCCUGUUCCUGGAACCAUCCAGCAAAUAGUAAUUUCGCCGUCUAUAUCAGAAGUCACUUUUCAACAUGAUCAGGAUCCUUCAAACGAUGUCCUAAAUCGAGCUGUGUUGGAUGAUGACGAAUCUUCUCGUCAGGGAAAACUACAAUAUCAACUGCAAAUUAUGGAAAAGCAAUUAAUUCAGCAGCAUACCAUUCAUCAAAAUGUUGGAAAUCCAAUGACCAUAACGUCGUUUGGCGUAACACAGUCCAAUUCUUUCUGUAGUAGCAAUAACAAUGCGCAUCAAGGAUCAAAUACAACUAAUAUGAUUGAAACAACAGCUACUAGAAGUUCAAAUACUUCAUAUGCUGUAGAAGAUCAGGUAGUAUCAACAGAUCCCCCUUCCCUUCAGACUGCGUUGCCAAAAAGAUUUACUAACGAAAUGAAAAAGCGUCGUAAUCAUCGUUCGACGGAACGAAACCCAAAAUUACACGUUCUCGGAUACGUAAACAAUGUCAUUGAAUGCGAGAUGGAAAAUCGACCAAAAACAAUAAAGUUUAAAUUUGACCCAACCAAUGUUAACCCAGUUGAGGUAGCUCAAGAUCUUGUCAAACAAGAUCUACUUAGCGAUUCGCAGACUACAGUCUUUGUUGAUAUGGUUCGCGAUAUACAACGACAAUUAAAGGAAAAUCCAAAUCAACUACCUAUUGCUUCUCAAUGCUAUCGUCGUUCCAUGGAAAAGGUGCGCCAUGCGUCUCUAACACGUCAGCGUUCGAAUUUUAAAACACAUCAGAGACAUAGAUCUCGUGAUGAAACCUCGACAACAGCAGCAAAUUUUACCUAUAUCUUUGAUCCAACAAUCAUUGACCGGCAAACUCUUGGUACUGGAAUUUCAAGCACUACAACAUCCUCGACGUCUUCUUCUCCGUUAUCUCAACAACAAGUUAACUCGGCAUUGAUAUCCUCACAAUCAAACAUUGAAGCAAUAUCAAUAGAAAAAUCAGAGCUAGGAAAUGAAAAUAACGCUGAUUUGACAUUGCUACCUUUACUUCACGAUAAAGAUUAUAUAAACAGUGAGGCCGAUCGAAGAAAUGACAACCACCAGGGGAUUGUAACAUAUAUUUCCACAGUAACUGAUGAUAGUGCAAAUGAUAAUAAUAGCAGUUGCGAUGAAAACUCACGCAAAGCUAGUACUGUUAGUACAGAUUACACAUCGCAUGAGAACACGCCGGAAAACACUAUUACAUCUGGGAGCAACCUAAAUAUUUUGAAUCCUACUUCUAGCAUUGGUGAACAUGAUACUACGAGUACUGUACCAGUAGUAUCAGACGAAUGUCAAUUAACGACACAGUUGAUUCCAAAUGAAGAAUAUUUUGCAGUACACGAUACCAAUGCAAUAAUGGCUAAUCAUAACGAACGCUCACAAGAGAGUAAUUCUACCUCAGUGCCAUUACACCUAACUGCAGCAAGUGAUCCAGUUGAUGGUGCUUUACUUUCUACAGCCAUCAAUAAUCUUCCCGUAAAGGAAUCUUCUAGUCAAAAUAUGUAUCAGCCAUUAAAAUCAAAUAUAAACUGUAUUGAAUCAAAUUGUAACAAAGAUGAAAUGGUUCUUCAAGGUGUCGAUGAUAUGUCAACGCAUCUUUCUGAUGUAUGUAAAGAAGAAUCAGUGCUUAUCGAACCAAACAAAACGCCCAUGGCUACCCCUCAACUGAAAGAACGAAAGUUAUCACGUUUUUCUGUAACACCUGUUGUCUUGCCGCGUGUAUUAGAUGACAGCGAGCAUCCAACGAGUUCAUUAUUAGCUGUGGUGGAUUCAGGUACAGCUAAUGCAUUAGAUGAGUGCGAGCAUCCAACUAACUCGGUAUUAACCGAGGAGGAUUCAGAUAUAGCUAGUACUUUGCAGACUGGGAUGGAAUCAAAACAUGUAGAAGAAGUAGACAACUCUUUGGCAGAACCUACGCAAAUAACAACCUCUGUGGAGAACUCCUUACAACAUGAUUCGCUUGAAUAUGCUUCGCAAAGUAUGACAAUCCAACAGUCAUUAACUAUGGAAUACGCGGAAUCGAUUCCUUCUAAUCUCGAAAAUUUACUACACGAACAAGAAGUUUUCGUGCAACAUCAGUUGACAGAUAUUGAAAAUCAUCAAAUUCAACAUUCUUUUAAUGUUCAACCAAUCACAGAUAAUACCGAUGAAACUGCGGUUCAACACCAGCAAAUGCAACAACAGAUGCAAUAUCACAUACAUCAGCAGCAACUACAACAAUUGUCGAUUCAACAACAACAACUGCAACAACAACAACAUCAACUGCUACUACAACAACAACAGCUGAUUCAACAGAAUCAACAAAUCAAACCAACAGAUCAGAUUGGCUUGAUAUCUGGACAGGUUUCAGCCGAUCUAGGGAUGUCUAAUAGCAAUCGAAUGCCGGAAACAUUGGAACAGCUUAAGAUCGGCUUGGAAAACAUAACACAUGCUCAUGUGAAUGCGAAUAAACCAAGCGUUUCAACUGGUCUAUCUUCGCAAACUAGCACUACAGCACUUUCCGCGAUGGUUUCUCCGCAUACUGUCCCUGGUUCUUUACCCACAGAAACUGAGCACUCGCAGAAUUUGCAACAGCAGCAGCAAACGCAGGUGAUAUUUUAUCAAUCACAAGAAUGUAUCAUAUCGGAUCCAGCCGCGGUUCCUUGGGAUGAACCAAAUGACGCAAUCACAGUUAGCGAUGUCCCUUCCAAAAUUCAAGAAUAUGUCGUUGAAGGAACAACUUACGCAGCAGUCGUGGCAGGCGAAUUUGUGUCGCUAUCUGCUCAACAAAAAAACGUACCAUCGUUAGAUCCAUCAUCUACCGUUGAAUCGGUUGAGCAUUCUCAACAAUACGCAUCGAGACGGACAUCUGCUGAACUAAGCAACGUCUCUGCUGUCGUUGAUUCGUUGGAGGCAAACACGAUACAACAAUUAUCAGAAGAAUCUAAUAGUAGCGUUGAAUCGAGUAUUUCUAAUGCCUGCGAAAAACAACUUCCAAACCGCGGAAGUGUAGAUCGUAUAGACAGUUCUAGCAAUCUGACAACCUUGCAGUUGAAGUUGUCACAGCUGACAGUUUGCGCAGAAUCACCAAAGGUCACGGAUCAGCAUACUUUAACGCAACAAAUGCAUUCGGUUGUUUGCAGUCCUUCUGAUGAAUCCAGCAGCACUAUUAAUAUGUCGAAUGAUGCCAGACCUUUGAUAAGAAAAGUGUCGCGUUUCCAGGUUCACACUGUACAAGAAUCUCCUUUUUCGGUUGAAUUGCCAUUGAAUACGCAACAUGAUCUUGUCAGUACUGCGAUGUCUGUUGACAUCCCUACGAGUACGGCAUUCUCAUCUCCAACGGAUGAAAAAUCUUCGCAAUACCAACAACAAACGGCAACGGUUGUUUGUGAAAUUCCUACUACAAAUGAUCUUGAAGUGAUGUUGAAUCAAGUGCUUCCAAAAACUCCAAACAUGGAAACAACUGCACCGAAUUUCAUCAAUACGAAUUCCUCUCAGGGUAGCAUUCAACAAGCAACAACGCCAACAUCUUCUUUGCAGUUGGAGCAUAGUGUAUCACCUUCAACGACUUCAGAUACACAAGAGCAGAUGAUUGAAAAUCAACACGCUACCCACGGAAUAAGUAUACAACAUCCAUCACACACACAAAUACAAGGAGAGGUUGCGACAGGAACAAAUUCACAUACUGGAAUACAAUCUUCAUUAAUGGAUGGCACUAGUUAUACUAUCGUGUCUCAACAGCCUCUACAAUCUCAAACUCUUACAAGUUCACAAUCAGAGCAACCACAACCUUCACCAGAGCCAACAUUUAACAAUGCCGAUAUCGGUAAUAAUUUGAUUGCCAUUCAAAAUCAUUUAUACGGAUUGUCAUUAAUGCCAAGCUCAAGGCAACAACUACAACUAUUAUUGCAAAGGCAGCACAUCGAACAUGAGGAGUUGAAGCUACGCCACUUUUUAGAAUUAGAAAAGUUCCUAAAACAGGAAAAAGAGGAAAUGAAACCGACGCAGGUCAAUGUGUCUUCUGGUCCUCCUGCGACAUGUAAUUCGCCACCAACAACGAAUCCUUCGCCGCAUGUUGAUCUUCAAUCUGAAAAUCUGCAAAUGAUCUCAAAUCAAUCAGCGCAAUCGAUUUUCGUAGUACCUAUUUCAGCACCCGUUACGAUGACGGAAAUAACCUCGCCUUCCGCAUCUCCUGGUAAUCUUGUUGCAUUUGAUGUAAACUCCAUGAGAACACUAGCCAUGUCAACAGGAUCAUCUGGAGCUGGCAUCAGUACCGACGCAGACCUGCAAGAAACAAUUCUAACAUCGAAUGCGUCCAAUACUAUGGAUUCGAUCACUAUUUUACAACAGUAGUAACAACUGCAACAUCUCCAGCAUCAGGCAGAACCUCAAUUGCAAUAGCAACAACUGCAACUGUGAACCGUUUCAACAACAUUAGUGUUCCCAUGGCAUUUUGCCUUCGUAAAUAAAUCCCAAUGUUGUCUUAAAAUGUGUAUCAAAUGUACCAAAACAAAAAAAAACUCAGUAAUUGCUAAAAUCGAGAAAAAGAAAAUACGUUAAUAACUACGAAAUGUUAAUUUAACAUUAUUUACGUGGUAGAGUGAAAGUGUUAAUAUCGAAAUAUAUUGCUAUGUGAAAUAUUGUAUAAGAAGUGGAAUAUAAAUUCCUGCAGAUUGUAUAUAACUUACUUAAAACAGUGAGUUAAGCUAUAUCAUAAAAAAUAAACUGUAGAAUGAUUGUAUAAUUGUUCUUAAUGACGGCAGUUGAUACCGUCCCACGAUUAAGAGAGGUAUACAUUGAACAAAUCUGAUUUUUUGGAUAGUUGCAUCCAUUAAUUUUUGAAAAAGUAGAUGAAUUUAAUGCCAAUCUACGAUAACAUCGAAAAUGAUAAUUUUCGUGGGCUUAAGUUAUUAACAAAAAAUGGCAUUAGCCCUUCGUGUAACAAAGUUCUUGGAGCCACUAUGUUGGGUGGUUAAAAAUAUUAUCGGUUCAAUAUAACAUGUUGCAAAUAUUACUUUCAGUGUGGCAUGAGUAGACAAAGAAUAAAAUAACCACUUGAAGGUUCAGCAUCCGAAUAUAUGAAAAAUCAUGUGGCACAUGUUCUGAGGUCGAGUUUAUGAAUCUGCAAUUAGGAAUUGCUGUGAAAAGAAUUGAGCACUAAAAGACGUGUAUCAUACGUGUAAAUAAAAGAGGCAAAUGAGGCCAAUCGGCUCAAGGUCUCUAUAAAAAUAAACAAACAAAAAAUACGUGUAAAUAAAUAGCUGAUGGCAUAAUAAUUUGAGCCGUUACUAACCGCAGUUGAUAGAUAGGCUUGCAUUAAAUAUUAUUAUAUUAUGUUGUUUUCAUGAAUGUUUCAUUAUGAGUGUAAUAUGAAUAUCAACCCCUACUGAACUUUAAAAAAAAUCCGGACAAUUUGCAUUCUGAACGUGUUCCUAAGCUUGAUAGCAUAUCUGAUCAUAACCUAAGUUCUGAUCAUAAGCUUGGGUUAGCAUCUACCGAAACUGUAGAGAUUCAAUGAAAGGGUAUAGAUUUAUAUAAAAGUAUAGACAUAAUAUUGAAUUCUGAUAAAGAAUUAUAAAUAAUGUCUGGUAUCCGAAAUUAUUGAGAUGUAAAAAAUGCACUACAAUUUUAAUAACAAUAUUUAUCUCUACCGACACCCAGAACGGCCUAUGCGAAGCGACUAUUGGCAUCUGAUUACUAUUAAAAACUACUUGAAAGUUAGAAUCGAUUUUAAAGCUGUGAAAAUUAAUAAAUCGCCUUUAUAGAUGUACAGACUGAA
Anopheles arabiensis is the source of this 10946-nucleotide messenger RNA. RefSeq lists its product as uncharacterized. The transcript is spliced from 14 exons. The coding region runs from base 1166 to 9520 and encodes 2784 amino acids. The record is from RefSeq and is a predicted model, not a curated record. Gene Ontology annotation, cellular component: cytoplasm. Gene Ontology annotation, biological process: positive regulation of potassium ion import across plasma membrane; monoatomic ion homeostasis; positive regulation of sodium ion transmembrane transporter activity. Gene Ontology annotation, molecular function: potassium channel inhibitor activity; ATP binding; chloride channel inhibitor activity. NCBI's taxonomy places the organism in Eukaryota, Metazoa, Arthropoda, Insecta, Diptera, Culicidae.